CAGUGUCAGUGGCGCCGGGAGCGGCGGCAGGUGUGAGCACAGAAACGAUGGCGACAGAGUCCCCGCGCCGGCCCAGCCGAUGCACAGGAGGGGUGGUGGUUCGGCCUCAAGCUGCCACGGAACAGUCCUACAUGGAGAGUGUUGUUACCUUCCUGCAAGAUGUUGUGCCACAGGCCUACAGUGGGACCCCACCAGAAGAAAAGGAGAAGAUUGUUUGGGUCAGAUUUGAAAAUGCAGAUUUAAAUGAUACAUCCAGGAAUAUGGAAUUCCAUGAAAUCCACAGCACUGGGAAUGAACCCCCCUUGCUGCUGCUGAUUGGGUACAGUGAUGGAAUGCAAGUCUGGAGCAUCCCUGUGAGUACAGAGCUCACCUCUCCUCCCUGCCAGGGGAUUUUCUCUCUUCGGCAUAACCCGGUGAGGGCUGGGAAAACUGUCCCAGCAGCUGAGUUAGAGCAGGGUGCCCAGAAAUGUGAUAAUUUCUCUGAGAAACGGCCCCUGCUUGGUGUGUGCAAAAGCAUUGGAUCCUCUGGCACCAGCCCUCCCUACUGCUGUGUGGAUCUGUAUUCCCUGAGAACAGGAGAGAUGGUCAAGUCCAUCCAGUUCAAAACUCCCAUUUAUGACCUCCACUGCAACAAGAGGAUCCUGGUCGUGGUCCUGCAGGAGAAAAUCGCUGCCUUUGACAGCUGCACCUUCACCAAAAAGUUCUUCGUUACCAGCUGCUAUCCUUGUCCAGGGCCAAACAUGAAUCCUAUUGCCCUCGGAAGCCGUUGGCUUGCUUAUGCAGAAAAUAAGCUGAUCCGAUGCCAUCAAUCCCGUGGUGGAGCCUGUGGAGACAACAUCCAGUCUUACACUGCCACAGUCAUUAGUGCUGCCAAAACGAUAAAGACGGGGCUGACCAUGGUUGGGAAGGUGGUCACUCAGCUCACGGGGACGCUGCCGUCGGGAGCCACCGAGGAGGAGAUUUUGGCUCACAGCAACCUCCGCCGGAGCCCUCUGGUGCCCGGGAUCGUCACCAUCAUCGACACCGAGACGGUGGCAGAGGGACAGGUGCUGGUGAGCGAGGACUCGGACAGCGACGGCAUCGUGGCCCAUUUCCCUGCCCACGAGAAGCCCAUUUGCUGCAUGGCCUUUAACCCCAGUGGGAUGUUGCUGGUCACCACUGACACGUUAGGCCAUGAUUUCCAUGUUUUCCAAAUCCUGACACAUCCUUGGUCAUCAUCACAAAGUGCCGUCCAUCAUUUGUACACACUUCACAGGGGAGAGACUGAAGCCAAAGUCCAGGACAUCUCCUUCAGCCACGACUGUCGCUGGGUGGUGGUCAGCACGCUCCGGGGCACUUCCCACGUUUUCCCCAUCAAUCCCUACGGGGGCCAGCCCUGUGUGAGGACACACAUGUCCCCCCGGGUGGUGAAUCGCAUGAGCCGCUUCCAGAAGAGCGCGGGGCUGGAGGAGAUCGAGCAGGAGCUCACGUCCAAGCAAGGGGGACGCUGCAGCCCCGUGCCAGGCCUGUCCAGCAGCCCCUCUGGCUCACCCCUCCACGGUAAACUGAACAGCCAAGACACUUACAACAACUUCACAAACAACAAUCCUGGGAACCCUCGGCUGCUGCCUCUUCCAAGCCUGACUGUGGUGUUGCCUCUUGCUCAGAUCAAGCAGCCAAUGACGUUGGGGACCAUCACCAAACGCACAGGACCUUACCUGUUUGGAGCAGGAUGUUUUUCCAUAAAAGCUCCCUGCAAAUCCAAACCAGCUCCCCAGAUCUCACCCAGUAAGUCUGUGGGGGGAGAGUUUUGUGUCGCCGCAGUCUUCGGAUCAUCAAGGUCAUGGUUUGCAAACAAUUCCGGUCUGAAGCGGGAAAAAGAUCAAUCCAAGCAGUUUGUGGUGGAGUCCUUGUACAUCAUCAGCUGUUAUGGGAGCCUGGUGGAGCACGUCCUGGAGCCAAGGCCCCUCAGCACAGCUCCCAAAAUCAGUGAUGACACCCCCCUGGAAAUGCUGACCUGCCCCAGAGCCAGCUGGACUUUGGUUAGAACUCCUCAGUGGAAUGAGCUCCAACCACCAUUUAAUGCAAACCAUCCUCUGCUCCUGGCUGCAGAUGCUGUGCAGUACUACCAGUAUCUUCUGGCUGGCUUGGUGCCACCGGGGAGCCCUGGGCCCAUCACCCGGCACGAGUCGUACGACAGCUUGGCCUCCGACCACAGCGGGCAGGAGGACGAGGAGUGGCUGUCCCAGGUCGAAAUAGUGACUCACACGGGGCCCCACCGACGCCUGUGGAUGGGCCCCCAGUUCCAGUUCAAAACAAUCCACCCCUCGGGCCAAACCACCGUCAUCUCCUCCAGCUCGUCGGUGCUGCAGUCGCACGGCCCCAGCGACACCCCCCAGCCGCUGCUGGACUUCGACACGGACGACCUCGAUCUCAACAGUCUCAGGAUCCAGCCGGUGCGCUCGGAGCCCGUCAGCAUGCCGGGGUCACCGCGGCCCGCCGCCGACCGCAGAGGGGUCUCCACAGUCAUCGACGCUACUUCAGGUGCCUUCGACCGGAGCGUGACCUUGCUGGAGGUGUGCGGGAGCUGGCCCGAGAACUUCGGUCUGCGCCACAUGUCCUCCAUGGAGCACACGGAGGAGGGCCUGCGGGAGCGCCUGGCCGACGCGAUGUGCGAAUCCCCCAGCAGGGACAUAGUGGGAUCAGGAACAGAGCUUCAGCGAGAGGGAAGCAUAGAGACGCUGAGUAACAGCUCUGGCUCCACCAGCGGCAGCAUCCCGCGCAACUUCGACGGCUACCGGUCCCCCCUCCCGACUAACGAAAACCAGCCCCUCAGCCUGUUCCCCACGGGAUUCCCCUAAAUUAGCCGAACAUCCAGGGAGAGAUCCAGACAGGGUAAGGAGCCGCCUCUCCGCCUAAACAAUCCCGCUGUGUCCGUCACCUGCCGGCUCCCGUGGCGCUGGAUGGUUCUCGUUACCCUGAUGAAUAUUGACGACUCUCAGACCUUCCUGAAACUGUACUCACGAAAUCUUGACUCUGUGUCCCUGUGCAAUAUGAAGAGGCUCCGUCUUCAAAUCCUGAUAGCCCUGCGGCUUCUUUUCUCGCUGUCUUCAGGGAAGAGGUUGGGUGAGGAGAGAUAUUCCUAAGCCAUUUUUGGGUCAGGCGCGCGGUCUCACGGCCACUCUCUGCUUUCCUCGUGUUGAGAGAUGAAUUUCCGUAACUCAGAGGAGCUCUCGCCGUUCGUGCAAGUGCCGAGCAUUAAUGGAUGAACUGGAGAGACUGGAAACUGGAGGACUUUGUGUGGACAGGGUUGAUAAUGUUGUUCCUUCCUCGUCGCGUCUCCUUGCUGCCCUCCUUCCCCUCUGAUACUCAUCGAUGCCAGGAGUAUUACAAAUGGAAAUGUUUCUUUUCUGUUCUUUGGAAGGAUUCUCUCUAUUGCUCCGGUUUUCUUCUAGUCAUGUAUUUUAGAAACGUACUUAAUUGACUAAACUGCAGUCACAGAUUUCUCAUAUUUGGUUAUAAAAGUUGUUCAUUGGAACUCAGAUAUCUGUCCAGAAAUGCAUGUGUCAUUGAAUAAAUCUAAGUUAAACAAGAAA
Molecule: messenger RNA, 3575 nt
Organism: Lepidothrix coronata (blue-crowned manakin)
Lineage: Eukaryota; Metazoa; Chordata; Aves; Passeriformes; Pipridae
Gene: BCAS3
Product: BCAS3, microtubule associated cell migration factor
Exons: 27
Coding region: 48-2840 (930 amino acids)
Biological process (GO): autophagy; response to starvation
Cellular component (GO): cytoplasm
Molecular function (GO): protein binding
Source: RefSeq, a predicted model, not a curated record